Messenger RNA from Daphnia pulicaria, 1429 nucleotides. RefSeq names its product chymotrypsin-like elastase family member 2A. The coding region runs from base 135 to 1280 and encodes 381 amino acids. The record is from RefSeq and is a predicted model, not a curated record. The transcript is spliced from 6 exons. NCBI's taxonomy places the organism in Eukaryota, Metazoa, Arthropoda, Branchiopoda, Diplostraca, Daphniidae. Gene Ontology annotation, molecular function: serine-type endopeptidase activity; chitin binding. Gene Ontology annotation, biological process: proteolysis. Gene Ontology annotation, cellular component: extracellular region.
UAUCAAACAGGAAAUGAGACCACAUCAGAUCUGAGCCAAAAUGUUCUGCCUAUUUAAACUGAGCCGCCAGCGAUGUACAGUCACGAGUAUUCCGGGAGCUAUCGUCUGCACUUGAACAAACUCUACAACCAACAAUGGCCAGCAAUCAAAUUCGUAUGGCCGGCCAUUUCCUAGUCCUGGCCGCUCUGCUCUUCCUGGUGCAUCCAACUCACCAGCAAGAUGUUGAAUGCGGACGAUCGAUGGUCACUUCCAGGAUCGCUGGAGGCUGGGAGGCCACGCCCAACGCCUUCCCCUGGAUGGCCCACCUGAAAGUCAAAUUCUGGAGCGGCGACGCUGCCGAAUGCGGCGGAAUUCUCAUCGACGCCAAUCACGUCCUCACGGCGGCCCAUUGCCUCUUCGGAGUCAUCAGCGUCAAAGUCACGCUGGGCGCUCACGACGUCACUUCUCCUCCACUCUCAUCGUCCAAUCAGCAAAUCUUUGACGUCAAUUCCGGUUCUAAUUUGAAGUCUCAUCCCGAUUGGAAUUACGGCCAAGUCGAGGACGAUAUCGCCCUCAUCCGGCUCCCCUAUCCCGCCUAUCUCAACGAAUUUGUUCAGCCGGCUUGUCUGCCUUUUGCCGGUGAUUCCGAUCAAGUCAACGAUCCGGUGGUCCUGGCCGGAUGGGGAAACUUCUCCAGUACCGUGGACAGCGGAUUUAGUCCGGUUUUGCGCCAAACGGAGACGACCGUCAUCUCUUCUUUCGGGACUAACGGCCAGUGCCAGCAGACGGCCGGAUUGGGCUCCUUCUCCGGCGAAAAGGUCAUCUGCAGCGACGGAUCUCAGGGGCGUCGCUUCUGCUACGGCGACGACGGUGGUCCGAUGAAUUUCUACAACGCCGAAUGGGACCGGUGGUUCGUCGUCGGAGUGGCCGGAGUGGGUGACAGUUCCGUCGGAUGUCCGACGGCCAGGAAACCCAACGUCUUUGUACGUGUCAGGGGAUACCUGGACUGGAUUGGAGGCAUCACCGGAUUGAAGCCCAUCACAACCACAACAACAACCACCACAACAACAACAACCACAACAACAACAACCCCGAAACCGACGACCCGCGACCCGUCCUGGUUCGAUUGCACGGGCAAAGUGGACGGCAACUACCCCAAUCCGGCCUCCACUUGCUCCAAAACCUUUUACAUGUGCUCCAAUGGCGACGCUUAUCUCUUCACCUGCGCUCAAGCGGGAACCAUUUACCGGCCAGACAUUUACGCUUGCGAUUGGCCUAGCAACGUUGCUGGAUGCGCUUAAUAGCCUAGAUGAUGAGGAUGAUCCAAAAUUCAAUUCGCCCUUCCUAUAAAUCUUUCCAAUUAUUUUAUUCAUCUGAAAUUGACGUCAUAAUUGAGUUCUAAUAUUCCUGAAUAUGCACAAAAAAAUUGUUAAUACACUAAUAAUUAAAA